AUCGACCCCCAGUUCCUAUAAAUUGAACCCCUCAAUACUCCAUUUCCUCGUCAUCUUUACUUUGAUGGUCCAUACAUCCAUUUCCAUUUUCAUUUAACUUCAUUUCUCCAGAACCUCUGAUUUCUGGUACCACAUAUACGUACAAUUUCUUUCUUUCUGGGAGAAGCAGAAAUGGCGGCCAACGGCAACGCACGGGUUAGCAUGACUAACGGAGAUACGGGGAGGAAUGGGCUGGCGAAGAUUCAGACGCAGAAAAGGGCAAACGGAGUAUGCCACGACGACAGCACGACGCCGGUGAAGGCUCAGACGAUCGACGAGCUCCACUCUCUUCAGAAGAAGAAGUCGGCGCCCACCACUCCCAUCAAUCUGAUGCAGGGCUCCUUUGCCGCCGUCUCCGAGGACGAACGCCGCAAACAGCAGCUUCAGUCUAUCAGUGCAUCAUUGGCAUCGCUGACAAGGGAGACGGGACCAAAGGUGGUGAAAGGAGACCCGGCGAGGCCGUCGUCGGAGCCCGCCCGGGUUGUGGCCCACCACGUCAGCCCCACCAUUACCGUCAGCGACAGUGCUUUGAAGUUCACUCACGUCCUCUACAACCUUUCUCCUGCAGAGCUAUAUGAGCAGGCAAUAAAGUACGAGAAGGGUUCUUUCAUUACAUCUAGCGGUGCAUUGGCGACCCUUUCUGGCGCCAAGACCGGGCGUUCUCCUAAGGACAAACGUGUCGUAAGGGAUGAAACAACUGAGGAUGAUCUUUGGUGGGGAAAGGGCUCACCGAACAUCGAAAUGGAUGAGCACACGUUCUUGGUGAACAGGGAACGAGCAGUGGAUUACUUGAAUUCAUUGGACAAGGUGUUCGUUAACGACCAAUUCCUGAACUGGGACCCGCAGAACCGUAUCAAAGUCAGAAUAGUGUCAGCCAGAGCUUACCAUUCCUUGUUCAUGCACAACAUGUGUAUCCGUCCCACUCCCCAAGAGCUGGAGAACUUUGGUACUCCGGACUUCACUAUAUACAAUGCUGGCCAGUUCCCGUGUAACCGUUACACACACUACAUGACGUCUUCCACUAGCAUAGAUUUAAAUCUUGCUAGGAGGGAAAUGGUCAUCCUCGGAACCCAGUAUGCUGGGGAGAUGAAGAAAGGCCUUUUCAGUGUAAUGCACUAUCUCAUGCCUAAACGCCAAAUCCUCUCCCUACAUUCCGGUUGCAAUAUGGGCAAAGAAGGAGAUGUUGCUCUUUUCUUUGGCUUAUCAGGUACUGGGAAAACUACUCUAUCUACUGAUCACAACCGGUACCUUAUUGGAGAUGAUGAACACUGUUGGAGUGAUAAUGGUGUGUCGAACAUUGAAGGUGGCUGCUAUGCUAAGUGCAUUGAUCUCUCCAGGGAGAAGGAACCUGACAUUUGGAACGCAAUCAAGUUUGGGACUGUAUUGGAGAAUGUGGUGUUCGAUGAGCAUACUAGAGAAGUGGACUACUCUGAUAAAUCUGUCACGGAGAACACUCGAGCUGCUUAUCCCAUUGAAUACAUUCCCAACGCUAAAAUUCCAUGUGUUGCAUCACAUCCGAAGAAUGUGAUACUCCUCGCUUGCGAUGCAUUUGGUGUGCUCCCACCUGUGAGCAAGCUGACUCUGGCACAGACAAUGUAUCAUUUCAUCAGUGGCUACACUGCCCUGGUUGCUGGAACUGAAGAAGGAAUAAAAGAGCCACAAGCAACAUUCUCAGCUUGCUUUGGAGCUGCCUUCAUCAUGUUGCAUCCCACCAAAUAUGCAGCCAUGUUAGCUGCAAAGAUGCAAAAGCACGGUGCCACCGGGUGGCUCGUCAACACUGGCUGGUCUGGUGGACGUUAUGGAUCUGGGAGCCGUAUCAAAUUAGCAUACACACGGAAAAUCAUUGAUGCGAUCCACUCAGGCAGCCUGUUGAAGGCAAACUACAAGAAGACUGAGGUUUUUGGGCUUGAGAUCCCGACUGAGGUCGAGGGCGUGCCUUCAGAAAUCUUGGAACCGAGCAACACGUGGUCAGACAAGAACGCUUACAACGAGACACUGCUGAAGUUGGCCGGGCUUUUCAAAAACAACUUUGAAGGGUUCGUUGCUCACAAGAUUGGGAAGGAUGACAAGUUGACCGAUGAAAUUCUUGCUGCUGGCCCUAUAUUCUGAGCGGCAGCUGUUGAAAGAAGAAGCGAAUAUCUGAAGAAAUUGGAAUUAAAUUGAUGGACAUAACUAUCUAUGUAUAUGUCUAUCUUUUUUUCUGUUUGGUGUAAAAUCCAUUUUUUAAAUUGAAUGAAAGCAGAUAUUCUGUUUCAUGGCAAGAAGGUGUACUGAUCAGUCCUGCAAAAGUAAUGCAAUAUUAUUACCACA
This is a messenger RNA of Sesamum indicum (sesame), 2349 nucleotides long. RefSeq names its product phosphoenolpyruvate carboxykinase (ATP) 1. Gene Ontology annotation, biological process: gluconeogenesis. Gene Ontology annotation, molecular function: phosphoenolpyruvate carboxykinase (ATP) activity; ATP binding. The record is from RefSeq and is a predicted model, not a curated record. Gene Ontology annotation, cellular component: cytosol. Lineage: Eukaryota; Viridiplantae; Streptophyta; Magnoliopsida; Lamiales; Pedaliaceae.